Meriones unguiculatus (Mongolian gerbil) is the source of this 4734-nucleotide messenger RNA. RefSeq names its product ubiquitin family domain containing 1 (gene Ubfd1). The transcript has 7 exons. The record is from RefSeq and is a predicted model, not a curated record. NCBI's taxonomy places the organism in Eukaryota, Metazoa, Chordata, Mammalia, Rodentia, Muridae. Gene Ontology annotation, molecular function: cadherin binding; RNA binding. The coding region runs from base 87 to 1193 and encodes 368 amino acids.
GGGCAGGGGCGGUGUUGCGCCGCCGCUAGGGGACAGAGCGCUGUGAGCGGGCGAUUUCCCGGACCCGCCCCGCCUCGGCUGCGGGAAUGCUAAAGCGUGGCAGGGGCCGGCCCGGGAAGCGGAGGAGGCGGGUCUCCAUAGAAACCUCCACCUGUUUCCGGCCAGGCUGUGUGAAAUUAGGGGCUGUUGCGGGGGCCAAUCUCAGCCAGCUCGCUUCUUCCCGGCGGCCCCUGCGGGCGCGGUGGGUGUUGUACACAAUCAUCAUGGCGGCGGCCGGAGCCCCGGAUGGCAUGGAGGAGCCAGGCAUGGACACGGAGGCCGAGGCUGUGGCCACCGAGGCGCCCGCACGGCCCCUCAACUGCGUGGAGGCCGAAGCAGCGUCGGGGCCAGCGGCCGAGGACUCCUGCGACGCGCGAGGCAGUCUGCAGCCGGCCCCGGCCCAACCCCCUGGGGACCCCGUGGCCCAGGCCUCAGUCAGCAACGGCGAGGACGCGGGUGGCGGUGCGGGCAGGGAGCUGGUGGAUUUGAAGAUAAUCUGGAACAAGACCAAGCACGACGUGAAGGUCCCUCUGGACAGCACGGGUUCCGACCUGAAGCAGAAGAUUCACUCCAUUACAGGUCUCCCACCUGCCAUGCAGAAGGUCAUGUAUAAGGGACUUGUUCCUGAAGAUAAGACAUUGAGAGAAAUAAAAGUGACCAGUGGAGCCAAGAUCAUGGUGGUUGGCUCUACUAUAAAUGAUGUUUUAGCAGUAAACACCCCCAAAGAUGCUGCCCAGCAGGAGGCAAAGGCUGAAGAAAAUAAGAAGGAGCCCCUCUGCAGGCAGAAGCAACACAGAAAAGUGCUGGACAAAGGAAAACCUGAAGAUGUGAUGCCCUCUGUUAAGGGUGCCCAGGAGCGCCUGCCAACAGUACCCUUGUCUGGCAUGUAUAAUAAGUCUGGAGGGAAAGUGAGACUCACCUUUAAGCUAGAGCAAGACCAGCUGUGGAUCGGCACUAAAGAGCGGACUGAGAAACUGCCUAUGGGCUCCAUUAAAAACGUGGUCAGUGAACCUAUCGAAGGACAUGAAGAUUACCACAUGAUGGCGUUUCAGUUGGGCCCCACGGAAGCCUCUUACUACUGGGUGUACUGGGUUCCAACUCAAUAUGUGGAUGCAAUCAAAGACACUGUGCUGGGCAAGUGGCAGUAUUUUUGAAAGCACUUUCACCUCUGGCCCAGGAGACUGACCCAAAGUGAAGGACAUUGCCGGGAGAGGUCUGCAGCAUCCCUGGAUUGCAGAGUUCUGGGACUUUGUUCACACACACAAAAUCUCUAUUCAAUCUGAGGUGAUGUGGUGACUGAAGCCAGAGGUGAUGUACUUUCACCAUUAGCUUAAUUUGAACUUAAAAUCACCGGUUCCCUUUCUUGCAGUCAGCUUCAUACCAUUUUUAAAGUCAGUAUGGUGGAAAUUAAUAAAUCCAAGUUUUGAACAUGUGUGGAAUACUCUUAAGUCUGUUUGAGAGUAGAUCUGCCAGUAAUGCUGAGAGGGAAUAAUCAAAAGCUUUCUGGUUGUUUUCUUUUUCUCUGCUCAUUUUCUUUUUUUUUCUAGUUUUUAGAAGUGAUUUCAACUGAAAUCUUCAGAUGUCUUUGGUUGCAAACAUUUGGACUGCGUUAUGAUGAGUCAGGUUGUUUUUUUUCUUUUCCUUUGGAGUUAAAAUUGUAUGCAAAAUGGGGGCGGUUAGUAAGCCAUAUUUUUGUGCGUGUGUGCUCAUUGAUUCAGAUAUAAUUUUUUUUAAAAUGUUUUCUUCCCUAUGAUUUUGUUUUAAACCCAAAGAUGCCAGUUUCUCUUUUGGUACCUCAUGUUCACCUCCUUGCCAGGCUGUCUGCCAUGUGCUGCUGCUGGGGAAUGCACAUGGGGAGAGAACAGCUGUGGUCCUGGUGUAGGCUCCCACCUUGCUGUGGUGUUCAUUGAGCAGCAGAGGAGCUCUCACUGGACUCCCGUGUACCCAUCUUGCCCUUGGACCCCUGUUGUGGGGAGUCCACUCCUGGUUUGCUUUUUGACAGCCUCCCCUUAGCUGGCUUUGAGGCCCUGCCUAUCACCACAGCCUAGGACUUGCUGCUCCAAGGCCCCCUGCUCUGAGGAGGCAGCUUGCCAUAUAGUCAAGGUCACACUCUUGGGAAGCCUCCCAGAACUUCUCAAAGCAGUCCAGUGGCUAUUUGAAUUAGCUUCUCCAUUCGGUCCUUCGGCUCAUGCAUUCAGUUCAAGUGUCCUUUGUCCCAGGUUCAUAGAUGCUGCCUUUCUCGUGGAAGACCUCUGGCCCAGUGGGUCGCAAGUGGUAUUCCAACAACAGAGAUGGGAUAAGUUGCUUUCAGGACCAGCUUGCUCUCCUGGUUUUAGCCCUGACGUUCUUUGUACAUGUGAACUGCUGUCUUCUCCGUGAGCCGUGGUUGACUCACUCUGAAAUGAGGGACAGUCUCUUGGUGGAUGAUCCCCUCGUGCUGUUUGCUGUUUCUCCGCUGCUGUCCUUGCAGUUCUCCUCUCCCUGGAUGCAGGCUCUCAUAGUAAGGUUUCCCAGCGUCACACUUUGGACUCUAAGCUGUUAGCCACCCUCAUCCUGUGAAAUGUAUUCGCAUGUAUUCACCUAAGAUGACUAUUCCUUGUGAGCCAGUUAAUGACGAUAUUUAUGCCCUUCCCUUCUAAGCUGUAGUUUGGGAAUCCAGCCCACAUAGACAGACUCUUGCUUUUUGUGGUGUAUUCAGUGCCAAGUUUUGCAUCUGGACAGGAAAACCUACUCUGCUUUUUGGGCGCAUAAGUAACGUAUGUGAAGUGCAGUGUCCAAGAAACUGCCUGUGUUUCAGCACCUCAGUGGUAAUUGUGGAUUUUCUGUUCUUUUUGGCCUGCAGUUCCUGGAGAAAGUGCAUUUUGCUCCUUGUCUCAGCCUCCUCCUGCACUUGGCAGGUCUGUCAAGGAAGUUACCAAGUGGCAGGUAGAGCAUCUUCCUGGCUUGAAUACUGUCAUUUGUUGCCAAUGUCCCAGUCCUUGAGACUUGUCUGACAGUGCCACAUACCCAGUUUUGGUCUCUCUGAGCAGGCCUCCUGUGUCCCCACCUUGACUCUGAGGCCCCUCCUGCCAGCCCCGUAUUUUCUGUGUGGGUCCCAGUGCUCUCUGCCACCUCCUCCCAGUACAUAUGCCCUGCCAUUAUUCCCCUGCUGCCCAAGGGCCAAACUGCUUCUCACGUAGGCUGGUGUCAUUUCAAGAGGACCAAAGCCUCUGUGAGCCUUUUUAUUUUUAGUAAAAUGGUGCUUUUUCCUUACUUGGAGAUAUUCUCUAUAAAUAAUGUAAAUGACACUUUUUCGUACAGAGCUGUUUCGAGUAUUGCUUUCCAGAGCUUGCUGAAUCUGCUUGAGCUCUGGCUCCUGACUCUGUCAGCCUGGAACGCCUUGCCAGAAACUCAGAAGGGCAGGUGCAGGCAGCACCAGAAGCCCUGGGAAUAAGUGUUCAGAUUGUCUGGGUCACAGCAGUGUUUAAUUCUGUCACUCAGUCCGUGAACAGUCUUUAUAUCUUUCUUACCAUGUGGAGUAUAUUGACUAAAUCUGUGAGCAAAUUGGAAUACUCCUCCCUUUAGGCAGCAUCACAGUUUGUUUUUUCCCUCAGGAUUAUUUCUGUAUAAUUCCUUCACUGUCAGAUGAGAGGGCAUGCAGGUGGCUCUCUAGGAGAAUGCCUCUGGCAGCAUUACAUGAAACUAGGGAGAUGAGUCAUGCUCAUGAGGAGGCCUCUCCUGAGCUUGUAGCCACUCAGAGGGCUGUUUUCCCAUCUACAGGUGUACUGGUGGCCCUUCUGCAGGGCUACCUUCCUUUUCCUACCUGAGGCAACUUGGCAGAAAAAUGUGACCAUAUAACUGCUGCUGAGCCUGGGUCCCUCAGCCCAGAGCACAUAGACUCAGAGUUGCAGGGCUUGGCGAGAAGUACUUAAUCCACGGUGGAUGAAGUCUGACUGGGCUAAAGAUGCACUUUCUUUGCAUCCUGUGGACAUAGGAGGGGCCUGCCUGGUAAGGCCUAAAGUAGCUCCUUGAUUGCUGCUUUCCCUUACGAGGGCCAAAGAGAUGAACUUUGCUACAUUGCCAUGUCUCAGAGAAGUUGCCAUGUCUCACCCAGAAGGGAAUUUUUCCUCUUUAAUGUGCCUGGAGGAACGCUGUGAGCUACUGCAGUUGGCCUGCCCUUUUCUUUGCCAGGAGCCAAGAAGGGAAGGGAUAGGCAUAUGCAAAGGUCAGGCCUUCUUUCUACCCAACCGUGACGGAGCCAACUUUCUCUUGCUUCUUGCCACUGCUCAGCCCUGUUUCCUUGGGAAAGGAUGGUCCCUCUGUCUUUAGGCUUUGCAAUAAAGUCACUUCCUGUAAGGAUCAGGCCUGUUUCCUUCUUUAAAGGCCUAGAAGGCUUCUUGAGGUGACAGUGGACAGGAGCCCUCUAGUGUGCAGGACAGCUGGUGGAUUUAUCUGCUUUCUUGGUGUCUGAGAACCUUCUUUACCCUUCCUACAGAGUUCUGCAGAGGUUUUGACAGUAUGUAAGUACUAUGUUUCCUUGUGGUGUACACUCUGUUCUUUGUUUUUAAAUCAAAAUGCCUGUUUGGGAGGAGAUGAACGUAUUUAGUCUAUUAGAUUUGCGCUGCUGGAUUUUUUUUUUUUGAAUGUGUAAUCUUGACUAGCUGUCUUAUUGUUUAUUCUGUAAGAUUAGUCUAUCAAUUAAAGUUUGAUAAUUAA